This is a messenger RNA of Monomorium pharaonis (pharaoh ant), 3090 nucleotides long. RefSeq names its product NAC-alpha domain-containing protein 1-like. NCBI's taxonomy places the organism in Eukaryota, Metazoa, Arthropoda, Insecta, Hymenoptera, Formicidae. Bases 227 to 1834 code for a protein of 535 amino acids. The record is from RefSeq and is a predicted model, not a curated record. The transcript has 3 exons.
UAAUUUUUUAUUAUACAAUUAAUUCUAUUACAAUUAAUUAAAUUGUAUAUAAUUAUUUUUAUAAUCAUCCCGAUCGUAAUAAUCGUGAUAGCUGACAGCACUCGCGCGAUAGACGCCGAAAAAGCGUUUAGACAUCGCGAUUGCUUCGGAGUCCCAGCUGAGUUAGAAGAGAAGAGGAAAUAAGAACGGAAAGACACUUUGUCGGCACGGGACGUCUCACGGAUAGAUGGAGCGCGAUGUGUGUGUGUGUGUGUGUGUUUGUGUGUGUCGGGUUCGGAAUCGCAACACAGGCCUGGCUGUGGACUGGGAAACGGUUGACCAAAGAAAGCGAUUGUUUAAAAACAAGAGACAAUCGCGUAGUCCAUGCUCAGAGACUCAGAGGAGUCAGAGAUCAGAUCGUCAGAUCAAAUUCUCUUCACAAAUCAGUGUACUGACGACCGUCGCACAGUGUAGACCUGCCGAAUUCAUGAAAGUGGAAGGCAAAAGAACUCGCAGACCUAGGAGUGACGGCUGCAUUACAUGCGUGCCAGAGACGGCACCGCUUCCAUAUAAAAAGAUUGGAUUGCGAUCGGAGCAUAAAAGGACGACGGCAGCGACGGCGCCGCUACCAGCGGAUGAAAGGACGAUAGCGACGGCGCCGCUACCAAUGGAUGAAAGGACAAAAGCGACGGCGCCGCUCCCGGUCCACGAGAAGAUAGCGACAGCGACGCCGCCGCUACCAAUGGAUGAAAGGAUGAUAACGACGGCGCCGCUCCCGGUCCACGAGAGGAUAGCGACAGUGACGGCGCCGCUACCAGUGGAUGAAAGUACGAUAGCGACGCCGCCGCUACCAGUGUAUGAGAGAACGGUGGCAGCAACGGCGUCGCUACCAGCGGAUGAAAGGAUGAUAGCGACGGCGCCGCUACCAGUGCACGAAAGGACGAUAGCGACGGCGCCGCUACCAGUGUAUGAGAGAACGGUGGCAGCAACGGCGUCGCUACCAGCGGACGAAAGGAUGAUAGCGACGGCGCCGCUACCAGUGCACGAAAGGACGAUAGCGACGGCGCCGCUACCAGUGUAUGAGAGGACGGUGGCAGCAACGGCGUCGCUACCAGCGGACGAAAGGAUGAUAGCGACGGCGCCGCUACCAGUGCACGAAAGGCCGAUAGCGACGGCGUCGCUGCCGGUGUACGAGAGGAUGGUGGCAGCGACGGCGCCACUACCAGCGCAUGAAAGGACGACAGCGACGGCGCCGCUACCAGCGCAUGAAAGGAUAUACGAGAGAUCAACAGCGACGGCGCCGCUAUUGACACAAGAGACGACGACAGCGACGGCACAUUAUAUGGCACAGGCUACUACUUGGAAGGGUCGAGACGGAAUUAACAAGAAAAUAACUCAAACGGUGCAUCGUCUAAUUCAAAAAGAAAAAAAAAAAUUAAGGAAGUACGCAUUGGAUCCACCGGCACCACCAGCGAGAAUGAUCGCAACCCCUCCUGUGCAAGGCUACGUCCCGGCACCGCCCGCGAUGCAAGCAUACGUCCCGGCAUCGCCCGCGAUGCAAGGAUACGUCCCGGCAUCGCCCGCGAUGCAAGGAUACGUCCCGGCAUCGCCCGCGAUGCAAGGAUACGUCCCGGCAUCGCCCGCGAUGCAAGGAUACGUCCCGGCAUCGCCCGCGAUGCAAGGAUACGUCCCGGCAUCGCCCGCGAUGCAAGGAUACGUCCCGGCAUCGCCCGCGAUGCAAGGAUACGUCCCGGCAUCGCCCGCGAUGCAAGGAUACGUCCCGGCAUCGCCCGCGAUGCAAGGAUACGUUCCGGCAGCACCCGCGAUGCAAGGAUACGUUCCGCGGUACUAUUAGUGUCACACACACACACACAAACGCACGCACACACACACACACACACACACACACACACACGCACGCACGCACACACACAUCAUGAACAGACAGGUACUCGCGCGCAUGCCCCCCUUCUCUCUCUCUCUCUCUCUCUCUCUCUCUCUCUCUCUCUCUCUCUCUCUCUCUCUCUCUCUCUCUAAUGCGCGCGCGCACACACACACACACACACACACACGCGCGCGCGCGCGCGCACACACACACACACACACCCCCGAUGAGAUACGCGGUAAAAUUUAGAUAAAGUUUGUUAAUAACAGUAAGAAUAACAGUUAAAAGAUUUUAAUUGUUCAAAAGUAUUGCAAAUUCUAUUUGUGUUUUUAUUAAAAGAGAAUUUCUGUUUUUGGUUAAAUAUGUUUAAAUAUUAUAUACAAUAAAUAUGUAUACAUUCUAAGUAUGUAUAAUAAAAAUGCAGGUUAAUAAAAACUAUAUUAAAUAGAACUAAUAAAUUUUUUUAUUCAAUAUACACGCAUGUAGUUAUAUAUCAUCUCAGAAAUUUUGCAUUUCCCACUCCUUCGCCUUAUCUCUCCCUUUCUCUUUUUCUCCUUCCUUCUCUUUCCCCCUGCCCUUAUAUCUCCCUUUUCCUCUUUCUCCUUCCUUCUCCCACUCCCACUCCCAGAGAGAGAGAGAGAGAGAGAGAGAAUUGCAACAAUUAUAUAAAUAGAUAGAAAAGAAAUAAAAAUAUUGUAACGAUGUUAAGAAUAAAUAGUACAUACUGUGCAAAAGUAAACAGACUAAAUAAAUCGAAUUUUUUAUAAAAUCUGAUUGCUAUAUGGGAUCAUGAUACAAUAUUAUUUUAAAUGUAACAUACUAUAUAAGUAUUAUAUUCGUAAAUUGUCCUAUAUAGAAAUUAUUAUAAAAAAGGAAGUAUGUUGUUUUGUUGAAAUAGAAAAUAUAAAAUAAUAAUAUAUCUGUAUCCACUCAUCUUUCCUGUUUUAACAAAACAACAUUCUUAUUUUUUCAAGAGUUGGAUACAAAUAUGAUUUUAUAUCAAUAUCCAACUCUCAUCUUGCCCGUUUCAACAAAACAACAUACUUUAUUAUUUUUAAAAAAUAAUUUUUAUAUAGGACUAUUUACGAAUAUAAUAUUUAGGAUGUUACAUCUAUAAUAAUGAUAAGGAGAUACAUAAAAAACAAGGGGAUAAGGUUGGCAAUGAUGGAAAAUGUAUAGAAUCGAUAAAUUUAUUUAUGAAAUAGACAACACUGUGAUGCAUUCAG